Messenger RNA from Drepanopeziza brunnea f. sp. 'multigermtubi' MB_m1, 1068 nucleotides. RefSeq lists its product as uncharacterized. Gene Ontology annotation, molecular function: zinc ion binding; hydrolase activity. Gene Ontology annotation, cellular component: cytoplasm. The record is from RefSeq and is a predicted model, not a curated record. NCBI's taxonomy places the organism in Eukaryota, Fungi, Ascomycota, Leotiomycetes, Helotiales, Drepanopezizaceae.
AUGUUGAUCGGGCUAUGUGGAGGCAUCUGCUCCGGCAAACAGACAAUCGCCGACUACCUCACCAAACACCAUGCCUUUACUCAGCUACACCUACAAUUAGAGCCUUUGAACGAGCUUUCGGGGCUGAACAUCGUGAAGCAAGACGAGCAUGAGAAGGGGAAGAAGACUAGGCCAGCAUACGCGAACGUCAGCGGCACCAGUACGAGUACCCCUAAGGAACGUACCUUCGAUACCGCAGAUGAUCUAUUAGACUUUGUCACGAAGAAUUGGCAGAGUCUCUGGGUCAUAACAGACAUCCAAUCCGAAGAGAUCCUCGAUCAACUCGACAGGCGUCCAUUCUUCAUACUGGUCAGCGUAGAUGCGCCUGUCCAUGUGCGGUGGAAGCGGCUGAAAGACCGAAUGCAAAGCAAAGGCGCAUCCCCCCAAGAUAUUCCUAGCCUCGAAGAUUUCGUCCUGGAUUCGGAUGAGCAACUAUACAAUUCUCAGGAUGGCCUCCUCCCUCUCAUUUGCCGCGCUACGAUCAAGCUGUUGAAUACUUCAUCAGAUAUUGCACACUUCUAUGCCAGGCUGUCUGGGGUGAACUUGCUAAAUAAUGACAGGCUACGGCCGAACUGGGACCUUUAUUUCAUGCAGCUAGCGUCUCUGGGAGCGCAAAGAAGCAAUUGCAUGAAGAGGAGAGUCGGGUGCGUCAUAGUGGAAGACAGGAGGGUCAUCAGUACAGGAUAUAAUGGCACACCAAAGGGCCUCAAGAACUGCGCGGAUGGAGGCUGUCCAAGAUGUAACGAGGGCCAAGGCUCAGGUGUUGGACUGGGUACCUGUCUGUGUUUGCAUGCCGAGGAAAAUGCCCUGCUCGAGGCUGGCAGAGGGAGGAUCAGGGAGGGAACCAUCCUCUACUGUGACACAUGCCCGUGUCUUACGUGCAGUAUCAAGAUUGCGCAGGUAGGAAUCAGCGAGGUGGUUUACAGCCAAGGCUAUUGCAUGGAUGGAGAUACAGCGGACGUCUUCAGGCAGGCUGGUGUCCGGCUGCGGCAGUUUGUCCCGCCUGCAAAUGGUAUGAUACAUCUAUAG